AUGGGAGCGGUGCGAGUCAAUAGAUACAGCAUCGUUUCCACAGAUGAAGAUGCCCUGAAGAUCUCCAGCCAGGGUCUCCAUAAUGGCCACAAUCUGGGCACCGGCCGCCUGCGCAGCCGCUUUGUGAAAAAGAACGGCCAGUGCAAUGUGGUGUUCAACAACAUGGAGGAUAAGCCACAACGAUACCUGGCUGACAUUUUCACCACCUGUGUGGACAUACGCUGGCGCUACCUGCUGCUCAUUUUCACCACCACCUUCCUUUUGUCUUGGCUGGUGUUUGGCCUGAUCUUCUGGGGAGUGGCGCUUGCUCAUGGAGACUUUAACCUUAAGGGAGGGGAUCCUCGAAGCAAUGUAGAGGAUGAAAAAGACGAAUGGCGGCCAUGUAUUCUCCACAUCCAGGGUUUCAUUGGGGCGUUCCUCUUCUCCAUAGAGACACAGACCACCAUUGGAUAUGGUUUCCGGUGUGUUACUGAAGAGUGCCCAGUCGCUGUGGCGACUGUGGUGGUCCAGUCCAUCAUGGGCUGCAUUAUUGACUCCUUCAUGAUUGGGACCAUAAUGGCAAAGAUGGUGCGGCCCAAGAAGCGGGCACAGACCUUGCUGUUCUCGCAUCAUGCCGUCAUAGCUCUGCGAGAUGGUAAGCUGUGCCUUAUGUGGCGCCUUGGGAACAUGCGCAAGAGCCACAUUGUCGAAGCACAUGUGCGGGCUCAGCUCAUUAAGUCGCAUGUGACGGCGGAGGGUGAGUACCUCCCUUUGGAGCAAACAGACAUUGAUGUCGGCUAUGAUGAUGGGCUGGAUCGGCUGUUUCUGGUGUCACCACUGGUCGUGGUCCAUGAGAUCAACAAAAACAGUCCUCUGUAUGACCUAAGUUGCUCUGACCUGCUCAAGGAAGACUUUGAGAUUGUGGUCAUUCUGGAGGGGAUGGUGGAGGCCACAGCUAUGACCACACAGGCCCGGAGCUCUUACCUGGCCAAGGAGAUCCUGUGGGGUUACCGUUUUGAGCCUGUGGUCUUUGAAAAGGGUAACCGCUACCACGUGGACUACUCUCGCUUUCAUAAGUCCUACGAAGUGCCAUCUACGCCUCGCUGCAGUGCCAGGGAACUGAGUCAGAACCACCUCCUGGGCCCUCACUCCCCCAGUGCUUUCUGCUACGAGAACGAGGUAGCUUUGUGCUGCGGGGACGACGAGGAUGAGGAAAAUAUGACAGAGAAGCUGGGGAGCCUAAAUGUAGUAAGUGACAGAGAGGUAAAGAUGAGAGAGGACAUUCACUUGGGUUUUAAAGAGACAUUUGUGGAGGAGCAGACAGUGCAGAUGCUGUGUGUUUUAGACACAGAGAAUCAGAUCAGCCUUGACAGACUACAGCCCACCCUACCGUUAUACAUCAGCAGAGAGUCAGGAGUUUAA
Perca flavescens (yellow perch) is the source of this 1401-nucleotide messenger RNA. Its product is annotated as ATP-sensitive inward rectifier potassium channel 12. Gene Ontology annotation, cellular component: plasma membrane. Bases 1 to 1401 code for a protein of 466 amino acids. Gene Ontology annotation, molecular function: inward rectifier potassium channel activity. The record is from RefSeq and is a predicted model, not a curated record. The transcript has 4 exons. Gene Ontology annotation, biological process: potassium ion import across plasma membrane; regulation of monoatomic ion transmembrane transport. Lineage: Eukaryota; Metazoa; Chordata; Actinopteri; Perciformes; Percidae.